AUGUCCAGUCUUCUCCAAGAGAGAGUCAAGUGUGCUUCGCUGCUCAAGAAGAUUGUCAAGGAUGCCAGAGAAUUGGUUCCACUUUUUAAACAUGGUGAUUAUAUCGGUAUGAGUGGUUUUACAGGUGUUGGAUAUCCUAAAGUUGUCCCACAGGCUCUCGCUGACCAUGUUGAAAAGAACCAACUUCAAGGACAGUUGAAAUUCAAUCUUUUCGUUGGAGCCUCAUUGGGUGCUGAAGUAGAAGACAGAUGGGCCAAACUCGAUAUGAUUGAUCGUAGAUAUCCUCACCAAGUCGGAAAGAACAUCCAAAAGGGUAUCAAUGAAGGUAGAAUUAGAUUUUCAGAUCAACAUUUAUCCAUGUUCCCUCAAAAUUUGGCUUAUGGAUUCUACACAAGAGAAGCCUCUAAUCAAAAGAGUCCAAUCAAUUAUGCCAUUAUUGAGGCAACCGAAAUUAAGGAAGAUGGCACCCUUAUUUUGGCUGCUAGUGUGGGUGCUACACCAGAAAUUCUUCAAAAAGCUGAUAAGAUUAUCAUUGAGGUCAAUACGGCAUUGCCAUCCUUUGACGGAAUCCAUGAUAUUUAUGAAGUUGCCGAUCCUCCACACAGAAAACCAUUCUUGAUUGAAAAGGUUCAAGACCGUAUUGGUACUCCAGGACUCAAGAUUGAUAUGAGCAAGGUUAUUGCUGUAGUAGAAAGCAAUCGUCCAGAUAACACUGGUGGUAAUACUCCAGAGGAUGAGACCAGCAAACAAAUUGCAAGGAACCUUACUGAAUUUUUAAUGACAGAGGUAGAUGCCAAGAGACUUCCAAAGGAAUUAUUACCUCUUCAAUCCGGAAUUGGUAACAUUGCCAAUGCUGUCAUCUCUGGUAUGGUUGAAUCUCCUUUCCAGAAUUUGACUGUGUUCACUGAAGUUCUUCAAGAUUGUUUCUUAAACUUGUUCGAGGCUGGAAAGUUAGAUUUUGCUUCUGCAACCUCAGUAAGAUUGUCUAACCAAGGAUUUGACAAGUUUUAUGCUGAUUGGGAAAAUUACAAGAAGAAGAUUGUUUUGAGACCUCAAUCAAUUUCUAACGCUCCCGAGUUGAUUAGAAGAUUGGGAGUUAUUGCGAUGAAUACUCCUGUUGAGAUUGACAUUUAUGGUCACGCAAACUCAACAAUGGUUAAUGGUUCAAGAAUGAUUAACGGUUUAGGUGGUUCUGGAGACUUUUUGAGAAAUGGUAAACUCUCAAUUAUGCAUACUCCUUCUGUUCGACCAUCAAAGAACGAUCCACUUGGUAUUACUUGCAUUGUACCAAUGGUGACACACGUAGACCACACAGAACACGAUUUGGACGUGUUCGUAACUGAAUACGGUUAUGCAGAUAUGCGUGGCUUGUGUCCAAGAGACAGAGCUAGGCUUGUUAUUGAAAAGUGUGCUCACCCAGAGUAUAGACCUAUUUUGCUUGAUUAUUACGAAACCUGUCUCAAGAAGUGUUUGAAAGCAGGAUCUGCUCAUGAACCUCAUGAUUUGAGUGUUGUUUUUAAGAUGUAUCAAAAUCUGCAUGAAAACGGAACCAUGAGAAUUAACAAGUGGUGGUAA
This is a messenger RNA of Naegleria lovaniensis, 1575 nucleotides long. RefSeq lists its product as uncharacterized. Gene Ontology annotation, molecular function: acetyl-CoA hydrolase activity; acetate CoA-transferase activity. NCBI's taxonomy places the organism in Eukaryota, Heterolobosea, Eutetramitea, Acrasida, Naegleriidae. Gene Ontology annotation, cellular component: mitochondrion. The record is from RefSeq and is a predicted model, not a curated record. The transcript has 3 exons. Gene Ontology annotation, biological process: acetate metabolic process. The coding region runs from base 1 to 1575 and encodes 524 amino acids.